AUGCAUACCCAGGCACUCCUCAAAGUGUGCCUCCUCAUCUGUGGACUUGCCAAUGCGGCACCUCAUGGCGCCCUUCUUGCGAGCCGUGACCCCGAGCCAGAUGAGUUGAUGUAUGUCAACUCCAAGCGAGAGGCUUCUCCUGAGGAGUUGAUGUACGUCAAUUCCAAGCGAGAGGCUUCUCCGGAUGAGUUGUUGUAUGUCAAUUCUAAGCGAGAGGCUUCUCCUGAUGAGUUGAUGUACGUCAAUUCCAAGCGAGAGGCUUCUCCUGAUGAGUUGAUGUACGUCAAUUCCAAGCGAGAGGCUUCUCCGGAUGAGUUGUUGUAUGUCAAUUCUAAGCGAGAGGCUUCUCCAGAUGAGUUGUUGUAUGUCAAUUCUAAGCGAGAGGCUUCUCCGGAUGAGUUGAUGUACGUCAAUUCCAAGCGAGAGGCUUCUCCAGAUGAGUUGUUGUAUGUCAACUCCAAGUGA
Molecule: messenger RNA, 465 nt
Organism: Penicillium hordei
Lineage: Eukaryota; Fungi; Ascomycota; Eurotiomycetes; Eurotiales; Aspergillaceae
Exons: 2
Coding region: 1-465 (154 amino acids)
Source: RefSeq, a predicted model, not a curated record